CUAGAAAUGCCGAGCUGUCACCACUCACACCACAAGUAGUUGCUUUCAUGUAUUUCUAACAAUCAAAUUCCUAUGAAGAAGUCUAACAAAGAAAGAAUUGGAUUUGUUCUCAAACUGAUAUUUUUUCAGCUUGCUCUGUUUUGAAUGAGUGAAAGAAGGAAAAAGUCUUAAUAUAUUAGUCCAAGAUGUGAAUCUUGGAGCCGACCCCAUUUCGAAAGGACGUUUUUAUAGACCAGGACCAAGUUUUGAGCGCAGAUCUAGUCUACAUAACAUGCAAUUAUGGGACCGUGAGCUGGACUUGGUAUCUUUAUCUUUAUUAUUGAAAAAGAUGGAUGCUCACCUGACAAGCUGUAUGUAUCAUGGCCCUAUAUGUAUGUAUUUGCUGCUAUCGAAGUUUUUCACCGUAAGUUUAUUUUUUCACAGUUUAUCUAUUAUUCUAAAUGGUAAAUUACAUCGUUAGCCUGCUUACAAAGUUUUGAUAUUGGAAUAUUCUUACGAGAAAACUUUGGAAGAAGCAUUGUGGGGAACUUGUUGAUUAGUUAUUUAAAGUGUAGCUUUCCCUCCCGCCGAAGCUAUAAUAAGCAAUUGUUGUUACAUUGACAAGCUAAGAAUAUGUGCUUUGCUUUUUUUUUUUCUCUGCACACUUGGUUUUCUUUUCUCAAAUAAAAACUGCCGUUUCCCUCGUUAUUCCAAUUCAUUGGUUGUGAAAGAAUGGAGAUGGAAUUAGGACUCAAGUUCACUAGGGUAGCCGAUGAAUUCACGUCUGAUUUUCAACUCAUGAAAGACCGUGCGGGCCCUCUUUUCUUGUCCCGAGAAACAGACUCCAUGUUUAUCCUCACUGCUCAUCUCAAAGGUUUUUUUUUUUUUAUUGACAUAAACGAGGAUGCGACUUUAAUUGCAAUAAGCGGCGAAAAGCAGGUGAAAGAGACUGUAAUGGUGGGGUGGCAAGUGGUCAAGAAAGGUACAGAGACGAAGGUAUUCAAGAAAGUGUUCAAAAUCCCAGAUGGCGUAUUUUUGGACAAGAUCAAGGCCAAGUUUAACGAGGACGAAUCAACUCUCACAAUCACAAUGCCGAAGAAGGUGAAAGGAAUAAGAGGGACCCACAUUGAAGAAAUUAAAGAAAAUCAAGAGCUCGUUAAAGAGGGAUCGUCAAAUUUAGAGAAAAAGCCUUACAUGGAAACGAAGGAUGAGGCGGCGGCAACGAACGGCGACGGUGGUGGUGGUGUACAAAUCUAUGUGGAGACGAUGGUGGUGUAA
Messenger RNA from Erythranthe guttata (spotted monkey flower), 1257 nucleotides. NCBI's taxonomy places the organism in Eukaryota, Viridiplantae, Streptophyta, Magnoliopsida, Lamiales, Phrymaceae. The record is from RefSeq and is a predicted model, not a curated record.